AUGAUGUCAUCAUCCUCAUCAUCCAUGCAACAAUUUCUAAUAUUGGCCAGAUCAGUUCAUGGUGCGGCAACUGUUGAUUUAGUUAAAAAAGUCAUUGAAUAUCCGGACAUAUUUAAUUUUGAAGAAUUGUUACGUAUGGAAAAUAUAGAUGAAUUGCAAAAAUAUGAAGAAUAUGUUCCUGUUUAUCAUACUCUGGAAUUAUUUGCCUAUGGAAUAUAUUCUGAUUAUGAAACAAAUCGUUCAAAAUAUAUUCAGUUGAGUGCUGAAGCAAAACGUAAAUUACAAUUAUUAACUGUGGCAUCAUUGGCUGUUCGAUCUCGUACAAUAUCCUAUUCGAUAUUAUUAAAUGAAUUAAAAAUAGAUACUGUACGAGAAUUAGAAGAUUUAAUUAUUGAAGCAAUUUAUUACGAUAUUAUUCAGGGUAAAUUAGAUCAAUUGAAUAAUCAUUUAGAUAUUGAAUACUGUAUAUCACGCGAUAUUGAUUCUCGACAACGAUAUGAUCAUCUUAUUAAAGUUCUUGAUAAUUGGUGUCAAAAUUGUUUACAAAUAUUAACCGAAUUAAAGCAACAAACAUUGAAAGCAAAUCAGAGAAAACAACAAUCCAUAAUUGAACAUGAAAAAUUUGAAAAACUUUUAGAAAAACAACAAAAACAAAUAAAAUUAGAUAAUAAUGAAAAUAUAUUAUCAACACUAUUAUCAAAUAAUCGUCGAGGGGAUGGUAUGACACAGGAAAAACAUUUAAGAAAAAAAAGUUAA
Messenger RNA from Didymodactylos carnosus, 756 nucleotides. The record is from the annotation of a GenBank genome assembly. NCBI's taxonomy places the organism in Eukaryota, Metazoa, Rotifera, Eurotatoria, Philodinida, Philodinidae.